Molecule: messenger RNA, 2633 nt
Organism: Galleria mellonella (greater wax moth)
Lineage: Eukaryota; Metazoa; Arthropoda; Insecta; Lepidoptera; Pyralidae
Product: probable cytochrome P450 49a1
Exons: 10
Coding region: 212-1834 (540 amino acids)
Molecular function (GO): monooxygenase activity; iron ion binding; oxidoreductase activity, acting on paired donors, with incorporation or reduction of molecular oxygen
Source: RefSeq, a predicted model, not a curated record
UUGUGUCGGCUACCACAUGCACCCACUAUCGCGUCGCGCGAGCUCACGACGCUCCUGUCUGCAUACAUUUCAUUAUAAAAAGUCGAAAAUAAAUAUAGACGAUUAUAUAAAAAAAGAGAUAUAAAAAAAUUGCACAUUGAAUUUUUUUUUUAAUAUGACUAGUGAAGUGCUCGUGUAGUUUUUUUUAUUUUGAUAAAUUUUUUUUUUGGCAAUGGCGAAGUCUGCAAUUUUUAUUCGAAAAUCUUUAUUCCCGUCAACCACGAGGCGGCAUAUAAGCUCAUCGUCACGAAGGUCGUCAACAUCACCACCCCGGUACAAAGCGGCCGCAGCGCCAUCUGUCGCCAAUUACCUAAAACCAUUCAAUGAUAUACCAGGCCCGAUUGCGUUGCCUAUGUUGAGACAUUCCGCUCACGUGCUCCCUAGAAUUGGUAACUUCCACCAUACCGUCGGCCUGGGUCUUCUUGAGGGCCUCCGUGAUAAGUACGGAAACCUGGUGCGGCUGGCCAAGGCAUCCAGAACACGGCCCGUGCUGUAUGUCUUCGACCCUGAAAUGAUGAGAGAGGUAUACGAGAGCAAUGUAACUGAGCCUCCGUGCUGGAAACGAUCGCCUCUCAGUCAACACAGAAAUGCUUUCAGCUCAUGCCCUAUUUCUGGGGACGAAACUAAAGCAAUAUGGAUAGCGAUACACACUUUGUUACACGACGGAACGUUGCUGAAAAAUUACGACCGAGUAUUUGACGAGAUAGCUGCAGAUGUGACACGCAGGUUGGGUGCACUACGUCACGCAGGAAACGCACUAAACGAAGAGUUGGAGACAGAAGUAUACAGGUGGGCGCUCGAGACUAUCGGCAUGAUGAUGUUUGGCAUCAGGCUGGGCUGUUUGGAUGGAGAAGUACAUGUGCCCACUGCUGAAAAUAGGUCCCCAGAAAAAACAUCGAUGGAUGACGACACUCCGAGUGUUUGUUCUCUAUCAAAACGUAACCUCGAAGGACUUAAUCCAGCCGAACGUCUGGUCAGAACUGCUAGAGAAAUCGCAGAUGGCAGUUACCUAGUACGUAGCGAGAAGACACUUAAGACUGAUUCACAAGUUUUCAACGAUGCCUUAAAAGCUUUUGAUAGACAAAUUAGCCUUACAGAACAUUUCCUCACACGAGCUCUAAAGAACUUAAAUUCCGGAGACUUGAGGCCGGAACAAGUUCUGCUGAACAAACUUCGUCCAUUAGAUAUGCGGAUACUACCAUUAGCGUCUGAUGUACUACUGGCUGGGGUCGGCCCCCUUGUUCAAACAGCUAUCAGCAUGUUCUACCAACUGUCCCUCCACGCUGCACAGCAACAGCGAGCCCACGAUGAAGUUGCCUGGUCUGUAGCAUCCAGGGACGCUGGAGCCGGGUCCCCUGAGAUGCCGUACGUUGCUGCCUGCACUCGAGAAGCCCUAAGACUUCAUCCAGCUACUGGUGGAGUAGUGCGAAGAAGUAACGAGAGAUUGUCUGUCGCUGGAUAUGAAAUACCUGCUGGGGUGGAUAUAGUUUUAGCACAUGGCGUGACCAGCAAAUCUGAUCAACAAUGGGGCAGAGCGAAGGCCUUCAUUCCUGAGCGCUGGUGUAGUGAAGGAUGGGAACCAUUGAGAGCUUCGAAAGCUCACCCCUUAGCUUCCUUACCUUUUGGAGAAUCCUGCCCAGCGGGAGGGAUAGUGGGAAAAAUGUUGGACUCGUUAGUGAUUAGAGUUCUCGAUAGAUACAGACUGGAAUGGCACGGUCCACCGCCAAAUAUGGUCACAACCGGUGUCAAUAGACUGCAGCCGCCAUAUUACUUUGUGUUGCAAAACGCUGCUUGAACGCUGUGAUAUUUUUAACUUUACCUGUAUUUGUCGACGGGCUAGAUAUGUGUAUCUCUUAAUGAAUUAAUUACGUACAUAUAGGUGUAGGCCUAUGAUAACAAAAAACAUAUUUACAAAAAAAAAUAUUUAAAAAAAUUCCGUAAUAAAUUCAUAAAAACUUACAUUUGGAACAUAGCAUUAUAUGGGUGUGAAACCUAGACAAUGACACGAAAGGAAAGAAAGAUGCUUGAGGUAUUUGAAAUGUGGACAUUGAGGAGAAUGGAAAGGAUAAGCUGGACAGAAAAAGUAACAAACGAGGAAGUCUUGAAAAGAGUGAAUGAGAAAAGAACAAUAAUAAAAACAAUAGAAAAUAGAAGAAGCAAAAUGCUGGGCCACCUUAUACGACAUAUUGAUUUUUUAAAAAGCAUAGUAGAAGGAAAAAUAGAGAGCAAAAGAAGAAGGGGAAAACCGAAUAAUAACUACAAGGGGCAGAUAAAGGAAACACUAGGUGUCAUGUCGUAUAGAGAGGUCAAAGAUGUGGCCUGGGAUAGAGCUGGCUGGAGGAAAAUGCGUUUAAAUGCGCGUUUAAAUUUAAUGCGCGAAAAAUUAGUUGUAAUGAUAAGAAGAAACUCUUAAAUGAAAAGAGAGAUAUGUAAUAAAAUUUACCUCUUCCAAUUUUCGAUAUACUAUUUUGUAAUCUUCCAAAAAAAUUUCUCUUUUGGAUCUGUAUUAUUUACUUUAUAAUUAUUUAUGACAUUCAAUUAAGUAAGUAUGAUAAUAAUUCAUAAAUUAAUAAUAAAGAAAUAAUUUUAAUAAA